Messenger RNA from Rhinichthys klamathensis goyatoka, 1395 nucleotides. It is a transcript of the gene apoeb, whose product is annotated as apolipoprotein Eb. Lineage: Eukaryota; Metazoa; Chordata; Actinopteri; Cypriniformes; Leuciscidae. The transcript has 5 exons. Gene Ontology annotation, biological process: cholesterol catabolic process; lipid transport; regulation of amyloid-beta clearance. Gene Ontology annotation, cellular component: extracellular region; intermediate-density lipoprotein particle. Gene Ontology annotation, molecular function: lipid binding. The coding region runs from base 67 to 912 and encodes 281 amino acids. The record is from RefSeq and is a predicted model, not a curated record.
CCCCUCUCCGUCUACACGGAGGAAAAUCACACUUCUCAGGUGUAACUUACUUGUCUGUCCAUCAAAAUGAGGUCUCUGGUGGUUAUCUUUGCUCUGGCAGUUUUUACUGGCUGCCAUGCUCGUAGCCUGUUCCAGGCUGAUGCCCCUCAACCCAGGUGGGAGGAGAUGGUGGACCGCUUUUGGCAGUAUGUGUCCGAACUCAACACACAUGCUAACGGUGUGGUGCUGAACAUCAAGGAGUCCCAACUCAGCAGAGAGCUUGAUACCCUAAUUCUUGACACCAUGACUGAGCUAGGCUCAUACAGUGAAAAUCUUCAAACCCAACUGACUCCAUACGCCUCUGAUGCUGCUGGUCAGCUGACCAAAGACCUCCAGCUUCUGGCUGGCAAACUGCAAACUGACAUGACCGAUGCCAAGGAACGUUCCACUCAGUACGUGCAAGAGCUGAAGACCAUGGUGGAGCAGAACGCAGAUGAUGUGAAAGCCCGUGUCAACACAUACACACGCAAACUAAAGAAACGCCUGAACAAGGACACAGAGGAGAUCCGCACCACUGUGGCAACCUACAUGGGUGAGCUGCAGUCUCGUGCUUCCCAAAACGCUGAUGCCGUGAAGGACCGUUUAGAGCCAUACCUCACCCAGGCCCAGGAUGGUGCCAACCAGAAAUUGGGUGCCAUUAACGAGCUGAUGAAGUCCCAGGCGCAGGAGAUGAGCGAGCAGUUGGAGGUCCAGGCUGGAGCUCUGAAGGAGAAGCUGGAAAAGACCGCAGAGGAACUGCGUACCUCCCUAGAAGGCCGCAUGGAUGAGCUGACCAGCCUCCUCGCCCCCUACUCCGAGAAGAUCCGUGAGCAGCUGCAGAUUGUCAUGGACAAGAUCAAGGAGGCCUCAGCAGCUCUUCCCACUCAAGCUUAAGAGCUCCACGCUUUUCUAGUGUUAACACCAAACAGAAACAAGAAGGGAGGUUUUGUGUUACUGAAAUGUGCUUUUUUCAUUCUGUGAGAGGUUGAUAACUGGUUAAGAACCGGACUUGACUGGACUGGCACUGUCCAUUAUUGGACAAAAGAAUACCAUGUACUCACCAUGUUUACUUUCUCAGUAUUAACCCACUGUCUGAGGAUAUACUCUCCAUAAUGUCUUUACAGUAGUCAUUUUAAGAUCAAUCAACUUGUCAUGGAAGUUAUCUAAUAGAUUUUUUUUCUAGUAAGUGGGGCCAACCUGGUACCAUUCAGAAUAAAAUUCAAAAGUGCCUUCAUCUGCUGAACUAAAUCAGAAUAUAUGCAAAGAUAGCAUUAUUUUGUUAGCCUCAAAUCCACAUAUACAUGCUCCUUUACUGUACAUGUUUGUGCACUACUGUGUUUGAAUUUGUUUGCAAUAAAUGUGAGUCCUACUACACAA